Messenger RNA from Tupaia belangeri chinensis (Chinese tree shrew), 2953 nucleotides. RefSeq names its product 3-hydroxyacyl-CoA dehydratase 2 (gene HACD2). The record is from RefSeq and is a predicted model, not a curated record. Lineage: Eukaryota; Metazoa; Chordata; Mammalia; Scandentia; Tupaiidae. Gene Ontology annotation, cellular component: endoplasmic reticulum membrane. Gene Ontology annotation, biological process: sphingolipid biosynthetic process; fatty acid elongation; very long-chain fatty acid biosynthetic process. Gene Ontology annotation, molecular function: 3-hydroxyacyl-CoA dehydratase activity.
GUGGCUGGUUAUAGCAGUUGGACUAGUGAGAGCCUACCUGGCCAAGGGUAGCUACCAUAGCCUUUAUUAUUCCAUUGAAAAGCCUUUGAAAUUCUUCCAGACUGGAGCCUUAUUGGAGGUUUUACAUUGUGCUAUAGGUAUUGUUCCAUCUUCUGUUGUCCUUACUUCUUUCCAGGUGAUGUCAAGAGUAUUUCUAAUAUGGGCAGUGACACAUAGUGUCAAAGAGGUUCAGAGUGAAGACAGUGUCCUCCUGUUUGUAAUUGCCUGGACAAUCACAGAAAUUAUCCGUUACUCCUUUUACACAUUCAGUCUGUUAAACCACCUGCCUUACCUCAUCAAAUGGGCAAGAUACACACUUUUCAUUGUGCUGUACCCGAUGGGAGUGUCAGGAGAGCUGCUCACAAUAUACGCAGCUCUGCCCUUCGUCAGACAGGCUGGCCUGUACUCCAUCAGUUUACCUAACAGAUACAAUUUCUCCUUUGACUACUAUGCAUUCCUAAUUCUGAUCAUGAUCUCCUACAUUCCAAUUUUUCCCCAGUUAUACUUCCACAUGAUACACCAGAGAAGAAAGGUCCUUUCUCAUACUGAAGAACACAAGAAAUUUGAAUAGUUCCUGCUUUCUGCACCUUCCUACCCCCCAAAAAAAAAACUUUUCAAUUAUCAAACAAUGCUGCAGACUUUUUGAGUUCCCAAUACGUUUCAUAGAAAAUAAGUAAGAACUAUUUUUAAAAUAUUUAAAAAACAAAAACAAAAAUCCAGCGUCACAUGGGCCUGGGCUUUUAUAAAAAAAAAAUUAAAAAAAAAAAGGCUGUUACGUAAAACAUCCUGGCUGGUCCAUUUCAGCAUGCUCUUUCAACCAGAAGUUCCCACUAUUUACGAUGGCACCAGAAAGGGAUUUGGCAUUUUAUACCCUCCUGUGUCCUCCACGUAUCUGAUAAAGAUCUGUAACACGAAGUACCUGAGAGUUACAGGCCGAGUAUUGAACCCGUCCCAGCUGAGUGCCCAGCUCGCAGUAGUUAUGUUUCAGUCUGCAGUGUGUUUAGCAUUCCCUCUUCAAAGUGCUUGACUGCAUGCUGGAAACUAUUUGUCUUUUUGAAGCGGCAAACUUUGUUCUAUGGAAUGCUCUGAAGUUAUGGCUGGGACCUAGCCCCUCCUAUCUAGUGAAUGAAUUAUAAAACGUAUAUGCCUGUGAAGCUUCGGGGUAGUGCCCACAAUCAGAAAACUAGAACCCUUUUGUUUGUUUCCAAUUGAGUCAUGACUGCCUGCCACUAAGAAACGUGCUUGAAUCUCAUAGGUAUGUGUACGUUGUAAGGAACCUACCUUCUCUGGAGCUCAGCCUCAAUCAUAUUUCAACAGAAUGACCGUUGUCGGCAAGGGGAAGCUCAGUAGCUUGUAAGUGAUGAGUACCUUUCACAGUACAGUUCUCAGAGCACCUCCGAGUAAUGCAUUUGCCAAUCUCUAGUCGCAUUUCUGGACCCGAAGCCAAUCCAGUCACACAGGAGUAGGGAAUCUCUUACUGAAAGCACAUGGAAGGCGUUGCGGUCCAGAAAAACAUGCAAGAAUAUUUUAUACACUGUUCGUACUUUCUUUUUCUUAUUUUAUGUUUUGGUUGUCACUCACUCUUCUGUUUGAAUGCUUUUCCUUACUAUGGUCAGUGUUAAUUCCCACCAAGUGGUAAGUCCAGAGACAGUAGAAUGUCCCCGCGGGGUGGUGGUGAGCUAAGGGCUGUCAUCUGCAUGUGUUGGUACAGCCAUCAAAUACCAAUAGCUUGGUCCUGUGGACGUCCCCUCGUUAAUGCUGUGUCUUCGUACCAUGUAGUCGCUCAACUGCGCAUUGUAAACCCUUCAAGAAAGGCUGGAUGAAGGCGUAAAACCCAAGUUUAGAUGAGCAUUGGAUUCAAAACACAGUACUUUCUUUCCCAAGCCUUGUUUCUUUCUUUUUUUUGGGGGGGGGGAUUGUUGCUCUUUGAAGAGUGUGAAGGUCUAGCUGACUGAGUAGUUGUCAUUCAUUGCUAGUAUCAGAAAAGUGUCACAAUGGAAAGCUAAAUUUUUAAAUGUUUAUUUUCAUAGAAGCUUAAAAAUUUAAUGCAGGCAGCUGUGUGAUAAAUUAUUUUUGAAUUAAAUAUCAAGAUUCUGCUUCUUAAAAUCAGUCUUCCUAACUUGGGUAUGUCAAGAUUAGAAUCCGUCCUUGUGUUUGACAGAUAAAAUAUGUUGGCAAGAUGAUUUGUCAGGCUUUUUCUCUCUUUUGAUUCUUGGAAAAUGUAUUUCUACUGUAAAAUAGAAUUGCAGGUUAUCUUUGCCUUAUUACUUUAUUCAGUUAAGAUUUUUUUAAUUGUUUUUGGAAUAACUAUCAAAGAUGAGAUGAAAAAUGUAGUUUUCUGGGGCUACUGGACUGGGAGUUUUAUUCAGGCACCUCUAUUAUAAUUUGUCACCAUUUAUGAAAAACAUCCAUUGCAUCAAACUGAACCCUGACAACAAGAACACGGCAAACAACUCCCUUUUCAAAAAGGGCCUCACCCCCAGCGUGUAUUUUUAUACACCAACAUUUAAAAUACUUACAGCAGAUAAGGCAUGUCACCGUGUCCUUCAGUAACCUCUCUGAGUAACUGCUUUCUUUAUCCUUAACACGAAUUAAUUUCUCCCUUAAAGUAGUGGUGUUCUUUUAUAAAUCGGGAACAUCCAACCCCACCAAAUGUCACAUCUUCUUAUAAAGUGUGAACCAGGAACGUGGUGUUUGAUGGUGUUUUGUCAGACUUAGCAGUUUCAUUUCAGGGCACAGUCAAAGGCACCAUCUUCCCGGCUACCCCUCCAUUGUGUUUCCGACCCCCUCUGUGGAGCCUCCUGACAGAAUGCUUUGAGGUCUGCAGUGGUGCUUUGUAGACACGCGCGGCUCAUCUGCAUCUUGCUGUGUUCCGUUUGCUAAGACUGGGAUCAUUCAUUUAACAUGUACCAAC